Messenger RNA from Dreissena polymorpha, 1067 nucleotides. RefSeq lists its product as uncharacterized. Lineage: Eukaryota; Metazoa; Mollusca; Bivalvia; Myida; Dreissenidae. The record is from RefSeq and is a predicted model, not a curated record. The transcript has 4 exons. Bases 33 to 437 code for a protein of 134 amino acids.
UAAAGUGAAACAUAUCAACAGUCGAUAUAAUCAUGCCAACAUCAACCAUAGGAGCUGUGCUGUAUUUGUGUGGAACAUGGAUUCUGUUGUUAAAAACAUUUGAUGUUCAAGGAAUGGCUGUGCACAUAUACCAGGAUAAUGAUAUUAAAGUAGAGCAUGACGAUUCUAAAAAGGAUAUUAACGUGGACUUAAUGUAUCAUGCUAACCCGACUGUUCAUCAUUUUGCUCGGCAUGGUCUCUGUAACCACAUUCACGGAAAGAUUAAAUUCUACAGAGCUUUAGAGCAACACUUUGUCAACAUUUCAGACGAUAUGAAGAUCCAGUUUAUCUUAGACAUAUGUGAGAGACGAGAUCAUAUGCUCGACAAGUGGGUCAAUGAAAUAUUCGACAAAAAUAAUGAUGGAUACAUUUCCCACUUUGAAAAAGAAACGAAUUGAAUAUCGAUAAAGAUUGACAUUGCGACGCAAAACAGGACUACUGAAUAAAAUUGGGCAUCGCAUAUGUUUACAUUGUUAAGCAGUUAUUAAUUACAUAACGUACCACGCUGGAUGAAAUUUACUCUGAUGAAAGUGAAAUCACUUUGUCAGAAUAGUGGUUAGUGGUUUACAUUAUUCUAGACACUUAUGUUGGGGUUUAUCGAAUUAUGUAGUGCUGAGAAAAUUCGGAUGUAUCCCAACAUCGGAUGCUUAUUGUAUUUAUUUAUUUUAUAUACAUUAAUUUAUUAUUAUUUUUUGAUUAUAUAUGUUAAAUUGCCUGUGAUAAUUCAUCAAAUAUAUUUUAAUACGUGUGCCAAAAUGUGUGUAAAAGCUGAAGUCUGUGAUUUAACCAUGGAUAUAUUUUACGUAUAUCUAUUUGUACAACAUUCGCCUAAAUUGCCACUCAUCAGACUUAAUACCGUUCGUUAAUUAACUAAGUUGAUGUAUUAUGCUAUUUUGUUCAUGUGCUUUUGUCUGUGUGAUGUUUCACUCUCCCUCUCUUAAAUAUUGAGUUGUGUGUUUCUCUAAUGAAAAACAACUGUAUGUUUUCAUAGACACGUUUUAGUGUAAAAUAGAAUUUUUAGAAUGAUU